Messenger RNA from Aspergillus aculeatus ATCC 16872, 1575 nucleotides. Its product is annotated as putative RNA export mediator Gle1. Lineage: Eukaryota; Fungi; Ascomycota; Eurotiomycetes; Eurotiales; Aspergillaceae. Gene Ontology annotation, biological process: regulation of translational termination; poly(A)+ mRNA export from nucleus; regulation of translational initiation. Gene Ontology annotation, cellular component: cytoplasm; nuclear pore cytoplasmic filaments; nuclear pore. The record is from RefSeq and is a predicted model, not a curated record. The coding region runs from base 1 to 1575 and encodes 524 amino acids. The transcript has 2 exons. Gene Ontology annotation, molecular function: phospholipid binding; translation initiation factor binding; inositol hexakisphosphate binding.
AUGGGGCGCCUCAGUUAUCCUCCCCAGGUGGAUAGCCCCUCAAGACAACUCCUUCUCGAUCUCACGCGCGACCUCGAGCAAUUGAAGAUUCACAAUACGGAACUAAAGAAAGUCAAAGCCUACGAGCGUCGCUCCUUCUACGAAAGCCUCGAUCGUUUGGACAGCGAGCGCGAAGCCCAGCAUAACGCGGCCCUUGACAAAGUCGCGCAGUUACAUGACCAGGUGUUAGAAGAAGCUGAAGAGACGCUACGCGCCCAUCAACGAGCAGUUGAGGAGGAGAUUCGUCGGAAGGAGGAAGAAGCGCGACGAGAGGCGGAACGUCUGGAGAAGGAGAGACAGGAAAAACAGCGACGGGAGCAAGAGGAGGCUGCCCGUCGAGAAGCCGAGCGCAAGGCUGCCGAGGAGGCCCGGAAGAAGGCAGAGGAGGAGGCAGAGCGCAAGAGGCUAGCGGCACAAGAGGAACAGGAGCGCAAGGAACGGGAACGACGCGCGGAGGAGGAGCGCAAAAAACAAGAAGAGGCAAGGAAGGCGGAACAAGAGGCUGCAGAGCGUCGGGCAGCAGAGGCACAGGAGGCUCAGGCAGAGAGACAACGUCGGGUGGGUGGAGGCCGCUUGACGGAAGAUGAAGUCAAGAUUCACACCCGUUAUGUGGAACUUCACCAGCACUUGAAGAAGUUCCGGCAAUACCUCAAGGAUGAAAGCAAGACGAAUGCAGUCGUGAAGCAGAAUAUGGGUGAUAUUCGGCGAUCCAUCAAGAAAUGUGUUGGACAGCUCCGUGAGACUAAGGGAGGAAAUAAGACACAGAUUCAGGAAAUUCGGACAACGCUCGAAAAAGCCUCCUCUAUCGCCGAACCGUCGGUGGAUGUGCGCCAGUUUAUGGCUUUCCCUCCGGCUGAAAUCGCCAAUUCCGACGAUAACAAGGUCCCCGCGCUACUGAUUUACGCCCUCAACAUUUUUUCCAAAGCCCUCAUUGCUGGCCUCCUCCAAGAAGCCGGAAUCAACAUUGGACAUGCAGAGCCGAUCGGCAUUGUGGCCGCACAGAUUUUCUCGCUGGAUGCUUUCGUCUACAAGGGCCACCACAUGGUGGACAUCCUCUUAGCGAAAUACCGUGUCUUCUGCCCGGCGCUGUGGGGAUUUUGCGGCAACGAACAAACCGAAGGCGGGCGACGUGCCGUGGGUUGGCGGCGGGAUGGGCCGGACGGGCCUUGGCUCAGUGAACAAGCCCAUGCCGAACGCAUGACUGCUCUCGGGGCCGGCUAUGCCGCCCUCACCCUGCGCAAUUUCGGCAAAACCACACGCAAGAACCCCUUCCCUAACACCAUGUUCUGGCAAUCGAUGCACAAGAUCUUAUCCAUCCCCGUCGACCAGAUCCAAGAUACUCAUAUCACCCUCCUGACAGCUAUGCUCAAGACCUCCGCCGAGCGGGUCGUGGGUUUCUUUGGACACGUCGGACUGGCCUUGAUGAGACUGGCGAUAGUUGACCUUCCCAGCCAGCUUCCUAAAGAGACUAUGAGUGUGAAACAGCUGAAACUACUCAAGGAUCUCUACCAGCGAGAAAAGAACAUCAUCAUAUGA